Messenger RNA from Ilex paraguariensis (yerba mate), 1671 nucleotides. NCBI's taxonomy places the organism in Eukaryota, Viridiplantae, Streptophyta, Magnoliopsida, Aquifoliales, Aquifoliaceae. The record is from the annotation of a GenBank genome assembly.
CUCUCUCUCUCUCUCUCUCUCUCUCUCUCUCGCUCAAGUCCUGUAUAAAGAUGUCCUUGAGCUCACCUUUAGUUUGUGAGAAUUUUUUGAAGAAGACUAGAGCUAGAUAAGAGCUGUAGUAAACAGCUUUCUUCGCCGAUUAUCAGAACAAACAUUCACAUUUCAGGGUUGAGAAGAUUGAACCAAGAGACCAUCAGAAAAGUUCAGAAAAUGUAUCAUCAUCAUCUCCAUCAAGGAAAGAACAUCGACCUUUCAUCGAGAAGUUGUGUCCCUCCAGAGAGGAAUUUGUUCAUGCAUAGUGGGAAUAAUGGCGGCACAGCAGGAGAUUCAGGACUUAUUCUUUCAACUGAUGCAAAGCCUCGAUUGAAAUGGACACCAGAGCUCCACGAGAGGUUCAUAGAAGCAGUUAAUCAGCUUGGAGGAGCAGACAAGGCUACUCCCAAAUCAGUCUUGAAACUUAUGGGGAUUCAAGGUCUUACCUUAUACCACCUAAAGAGCCAUCUUCAGAAGUACAGACUUGGUAAGAACCUCCAUGGACAACCUAACAACGGAACCAACAAAAUUGGGGUGGUGGGAGAGAGAAUAUCUGAUGCAAAUGGAACUCACAUGAUCAAUCCAAGCAUUGGACCCCAAAGAAACAAGAGCAUACAAAUGAAUGAAGCGGUACAGGUGCAAAUUGAAGUGCAGAGAAGACUACAUGAGCAGCUAGAGGUACAAAGACAUUUACAGCUCCGGAUAGAGGCUCAAGGAAAGUAUCUCCAGGCAGUGCUGGAGAAAGCACAGGAAACGCUGGGAAGACAGGACUUGGGAACAGUUGGAUUAGAGGAUACCGAGGUUCAGAUAUCAGAACUGGUCUCCAGAGCAUCCACCCAAUGCCUGAAUUCAUCAUUUUCAAAUACGAAAGAACUGUCAGGUUUGUGUCCACAGCAAACACAAACAGCACAGCCAACAGAUUGUUCGGUAGAUAGCUGUUUGACAUCCUGUGAAGGUUCUCUGAGGGACCAAGAGAUACACAAUAACCCGAUGUUGACACCUCUGCAUCGUCGUUCACCAAUGGAGACAAAACAAAUCGACAAUGGACUAACAUUUAAUCAUGCUGAUCUUAGAUGGCCUGAAGACAUGAAGGAGCACAGCAAGUGUCUUUCUGCAAUGGAUGAGGAUGCAGAAGAAGCAUUUUCUAUAAAAACAAACUCCCGCAAUUUAUCGAUGAGCAUUGGACUUCAAGGCGGAAAAUGGAAUGGCAUGAUCAACAGCAACUCGGAGGGAAGAUUUAGAGGAAUGGAUGCAGAUAUCAAAUUAUUUGAGCAAAACAGCGAUAGGAAAGAUUUUGUAAAACCGGAGAUGGAGAAGAUGCUGCAAGGAUACAAGUUGCCUUAUUUUUCUCCAAAACUAGAUCUAAACGCCCACGAUGAAAAUGAUGCUGCUUCAAGUUGCAAGCAAUUCGACUUGAAUGGCUUCAGCUGGAGCUGAGAGAGAGAGAGAGAGAGAGAGGAAUGGCUACAGUACAAUUUUAUUUUACAGCAGAAAUGGAAAUCAGAACUUCAGUUCAAAAACUUGCUUCUCUCUCUGAUUUUGAUCAAGGUUUGUAAGAAUUCCAAGCAGAGAGGUUGCCUGGGAUUUUAUUAGAAAAACUUUGUAUCAUAUUGAGAAAUAAAAGAAUUCUUCAAUAAU